CACUCAUCAUGCUCACAAGACAUGUAGCAAGGCUGGGGACACGCAUCUUACUCAGGGGAACGCGGACAUUCACAGACAAAAAUACAGCUACCCGGGAGGCCUGGUUGUUUGUCGACUCGGUAUUCCCAAUCCGUUUGGGCAUUUGGGACAUUCGUUAUUACAUUGGUAUUCUUCGCGAGGAAACACUCCUAGACAACUUAGAGACCCGGCUUUCUGCGGUCAAGACGCACGGCUUUAAGGUGCUCUCCCUCGAACCGUACCCUAAAGAUGGCGGCGUGUUCGUGCGAUUCAGCUACAUUGCUCGUGAAUCCGAAAGCGCCACCAUGGAUACUAUCGAAAGCGGCCUUAAGGAUGAGAUAGACAGACACGGUGGCAUGCCCUCCUGGCUAGGUCUCAGUCAAGGUAGUGUCUGGCUUGUAAAAGGACGACCCUGGCGUGAGGACAUGAAUAGGUACCCUUCCACCAUGGUCAAGGUAGCCUUCGAAGGGCCUGAUAUCCGCGAAGAGGCUUUAUACCACCUAUACCGCCCAUAUGGACGCAUAUAUAACAUUUCGCCGCCAACCCCAGUCCCUUCUGGCAUGCUCCGGUUCUCCCAGAUCGCCUUUCGACGCGUUCGCUCAGCUACCGUUGCCCGUAAUGUCACCCACGGGUUCCAGCUUUCAAAAGAAGGAACAGUCACCCGACUUCACGCGGCGUACGAGCGUCCUCUUCAAGCCCAUGCAAUUCGCGACUGGAUAACUGGCCAUCCAAGAAUAGUACUCCCCAUCUUAUUCUUCUUCCUAGGCACUCUAACCUAUACCAUCUUUGAUCCCAUUCGAACGCUAUUCGUCGAGGGGAAGAUGCUCAACCGUUUUGACAUCCGAGAGUACGACGUUUACAAAUGGCUGCGUAGACAAGCACGGGAUAGACUCGUUUUCAGCCAAGAUGACACGGACGAUAUCGGUUCUGACCAAGCUGUCUGGAAGGAACGCAGGGCUGCGGAGACAGCGUUGAGAAGUUAUCUUGCAGACCACCCGGCAACGGUGGCAUUCGUACACGGGCCUCAGGGAAGUGGCAAACGGCGCAUGGUUUCCACCGUAAUCCGUGACACUGGCCGGAAAGUUCUCGUCAUUGACUACGCAGAAUUACACAAAACACCCUCCGACAGUAGACUGGUGGCGGCUCUGGCGCAGCAAACCGGAUAUCGACCCAUCUUCACAUUCCUUAAUUCACUCAAUAAUUUGAUCGACAUUGCCACCAUGGGCGUAAUUGGACAGAAAGCCGGUCUCAGUAGUUCGCUUCAGGACCAGCUGAAGCAAGUCUUAGAAGUUGUUGGAACUGCGCUGCGAAGAGUUAGCCGUCACCUUCAGAACGAGGCUAAGCAAAGGAUUAAGGCUGAGCGGCAAGCUGAAGAUCGCAGAGAGUGCGAUCUUCGCGUCCGCGAGGCAAUCCGCCAAGGAGCAUGGCAUGAUCCUCGUUUAGAUGCUGUUGUUGGGAUUGGUGUCAUAUCCGAAUUAGGUUUCGGUGACGAGCCACUGAAUGGACUUGUAAUCUCGUCCAGCAAAAGCAAGGAUGCUGGAGCACUGGAGUUUGAGGAAAAGCGUAGAGCUGCGGAGGACGAACUCGCUAGGAAGGAAAGAAGUAUGAAAGAGACUCGUACUAUCGAUUCGCUUCCCGUCGUCGUCAUCAAGAACUACGCCGAACGUGGACGGACAGGUAGGCAAGAACUCCAGGAGGUGCUCAGCCAGUGGGCCGCCACUCUCGUUGAAAACCAGAUAGCACAUGUUGUUGUCAUCAGCGAGAAUCGCGAAAAUGAAAAACUUCUAGCAAGAGCUCUACCAUCCAAGCCACUGAAUUUCAUCGCUCUCUCCGACGCCGACGUUCAAAGUGCACUUUCAUUCGUGAAAAAGCGCUUGCGGGACACUGUCGUUACUUCUGAACUGACACCCGAACAGACUGCUUGCGUAGAACGUCUCGGCGGUCGCGCGAGUGACCUUGAGAGCUUGAUUCAUAAAGUCCACAGUGGUCAGAGCAUUGAGGAUGCCGUCGAGGACAUCAUCUCUCGAGCUGUUGGUGAGCUGCGCAAGAACGCCUUUGGUGAUGAUGCGGAGGAGGCGAAGAUGUUGCCCUGGUCCCGUGAGCAAGUGUGGACUGUUCUGAAGCAGCUGUCGCAGAAGCCGGAGUUACCUUACUAUCAAAUCCUGGUGGACUUCCCAUUCAAAGGAGACGAGACUCCGUUACGAGCUAUGGAAAAUGCUGAGCUCAUUUCCAUCGUUAUAAUGAAUGGUCGACCGUCUACUAUUCGCCCCGGAAGGCCGGUACUCACAUACGUUUUCCAGCAACUUGUUCAUGACCCAGUAUUCCGAGCGACCCAAGAUCUCGCAUUGAACCAAAUCCUAAUCUCAAGCGCGGAGAACAUGGUCAAGUCGUGGGAAAGCGAGCUCAAUACGCUCCAAGAGAUGGCUAUGCGGGAGUCGUGGACUCAGCGCUUGUGGAGGACAGGAAGGGCGUCUGCUGAGAGAGCGAGAUAUCUGUCCAAGAAGAUGUACGCCGCGCAGCAAAAGAUACAGACUUUGGAGAAGCAGAAUACGGAGCUGAGACGGGUGUUAGACAAGCAGCUGUAGUACAAGUAACGCAAAUAGCUCCUAUUCUAGAAAAUAAUUACAAACAAUCAUGUGACUCAGUUAGAGUCGAAGUGAAUUGCAUCAGGUUGAC
Messenger RNA from Pisolithus orientalis, 2694 nucleotides. Its product is annotated as RNA12 protein-domain-containing protein. The transcript is spliced from 16 exons. Gene Ontology annotation, cellular component: mitochondrial inner membrane. Lineage: Eukaryota; Fungi; Basidiomycota; Agaricomycetes; Boletales; Pisolithaceae. The record is from RefSeq and is a predicted model, not a curated record. Bases 9 to 2603 code for a protein of 864 amino acids.